CUCCCUUUAUAAGGGAGCAACUUUCCCCUGAAAUUUCAGUAUGCUUCAUCUCCCACCAGACUGUCACAUCUCUCUAAUUAACAACUGAGCUCAUUUUGGACCUUUUUUUCUGGAAUUUGUUGAUGGCAUCAAAGAUGAAGGACAGGAAGAGAACUCCAAUUUCCCACAAAGUUAUCGAGAAAAGAAGGCGGGACCGCAUUAACCGCUGCCUAAACGAGCUGGGAAAAACAGUACCGAUGGCGCUGGCUAAACAGAACUCUGGAAAACUAGAAAAAGCUGAAAUCUUGGAAAUGACUGUUCAGUACCUGCGAGCUCUCCACUCGGCGGAUUUUCCCCGUGGGAGAGAAAAAGGCGAGCUGCUGGCUGAGUUUGCAAACUAUUUCCACUACGGAUACCAUGAGUGCAUGAAGAACCUGGUGCACUACCUGACCACGGAGGACAGAGCUGAGACCAAGGACAUCAAGUACGCGCGUAUCCUCGCUUUCUUACAGUCCAAGUCCCGCGCGGUCACCGAGCCCGUGUUCGGCUCUGUGGGCUCGGUGCCCGAACUACCCGACUACCUCGGCCAGCUGCACACUUCCCCCGAGCACCAGAGCCACAGUCCCUCGGACUCCGUGUUCCAGCAGAGCCCACCGGGACACUUUUCGUGGCACGGCUCCGGCCGCAGUCCGGGCAUUUCCUAUCCGGCGAUGCCGCUCUCUGCGCACACGCAGCAGCACGGAGGAUACUUAUCACCGGUGCAGGGACUCGAUCACCAUUAUUUCAACUUCAUAGGUCACACGCACCCAAACACGUUCAGUUUGCACAGCGCUCAGCAUGCCAUGUAAAACAAAUUAGCCUUAUUUUAACUUAUAUUUUUUAGAUCAUUUAUAUAUGUUGUGAAUAAAUACAUUAUCUUUCUCUAAAA
Messenger RNA from Girardinichthys multiradiatus, 907 nucleotides. RefSeq names its product helt bHLH transcription factor (gene helt). Gene Ontology annotation, cellular component: nucleus. Gene Ontology annotation, biological process: anterior/posterior pattern specification; regulation of neurogenesis; regulation of transcription by RNA polymerase II. Gene Ontology annotation, molecular function: DNA-binding transcription factor activity, RNA polymerase II-specific; RNA polymerase II cis-regulatory region sequence-specific DNA binding; protein dimerization activity. Bases 123 to 827 code for a protein of 234 amino acids. The transcript is spliced from 4 exons. The record is from RefSeq and is a predicted model, not a curated record. Lineage: Eukaryota; Metazoa; Chordata; Actinopteri; Cyprinodontiformes; Goodeidae.